AUGGCCGAAAUUUAUAUGAAACCGCUUCUGGUAUUAUGCUUGACGAUAAUUUGUCACAAAGGGAAAGCUGCCGAAAAUAAUAAAAAUCCCACUUUGCCCGAUUAUCUGCCAUCAUGUAACCGGAGUGACCCGGAGCUGGACACCUGUAUCAAGAAUUCAUUCAAUAGCCUCCGACCGCAUUUGGCACGGGGUCUAUCGGACCUUGACGUGCCCCCAGUGGAGCCACUUCUAAUAGACCGUUUGGUUAUGGAAAAUUCAGCAGGACCCGUGAGAGUUAACGCUGUGUUCAGCAACAUAACCGUUGUGGGACCGAGUAACUAUACAAUCACGAAGAUCAGAUCUGAUUUGAAGAAGAUGCGUAUUGAUAUGGGACUGGCGUUACCCCGCAUUGAAGUAACUGGUCGUUAUGAAGUCUCCGGUCAAGUGCUUCUCUUUCCGGUCCGAUCUCAGGGAGAUUUCUGGGCCGCUUUCAUGGAUGUCGCAGCGAUCGCGAAAAUCUACGGCAAGGAGAUUGAACGUGAAAAUGUAAAGUACAUGGCAAUCGAGAGAUUACUUGUUGACUUCAAGCUUAAAAAUUCCCGCUUCAAGGUUAGGGAUACAGUCAACCACGGUAGUGUGAUUGGUGAAGCCAUGAACCAGUUCCUGAAUAAUAACGCACCUGAAAUUAUAGAUGAAAUGAGACCAGCCGCGUCUAUGGCAAUAGCCAAGCAUUUCCAGAAUUUCCUCAAUGCUGCUUUUAUGAAAAUUCCUAUCGAACUUUGGCUGAAACCUUAG
Molecule: messenger RNA, 774 nt
Organism: Parnassius apollo (apollo)
Lineage: Eukaryota; Metazoa; Arthropoda; Insecta; Lepidoptera; Papilionidae
Source: the annotation of a GenBank genome assembly